Molecule: messenger RNA, 994 nt
Organism: Sclerotinia trifoliorum
Lineage: Eukaryota; Fungi; Ascomycota; Leotiomycetes; Helotiales; Sclerotiniaceae
Source: the annotation of a GenBank genome assembly
GUCAUCUCACCUUGAACAAAGUUGUAAGUCUUAUUUAAAUUUCCUCUUCUUCUUCUCCUUCUUCUUCUUCUCCUUCUCCUUCCUCUUCCUCUUCCUCUUCCUCUUCCAUGUUUAGUUUCACUACCUUCCUUACAUAUCGUCUUUUGGAUCAUGUCUUCCUCAUCUCCUCCUACUUCAUAUUCGUCCCAUCUUCCAUUUGGUAAUGUAACCACGGAUAGUUACAACACUGGAUAUACUAUGCUGUGCACCGAUUCUGUCGUGUCAACCUACAUUUCAGCUCUUAAUUCCUGGACAACCUUUACUCCGGCAACAUGCUCAUAUAAUAGAUCUCUGACUGCUACCACGAACCCGUCCUCAACAUUAGCUAUCACCAUCACUUCUACUGAGAUUACAACUGCAUCACCUCAAGAAACACCCUUCAAUUAUGUAUCGACAGUCACGGAAUUCAGUAGCACUGCGAUAACUACUACAGUUACUCGUAGUGUGAGUACAAGUUCUCAGACGAGCAAUGCCCUGAAAGAGACGCUGCAAUUGGGGCCAUCCAGUCUAUCUGGGGUAACUGGUCUGGGUUGGAUACUCUUCUUCAGCUACAAAGUCCUCCAUCGAUAAAUGACAGCCAUAACAGCUUGAAUCUCAGAGUGAAGUCAGUGAACGAUUUCAUAUAUUAUUAUUAUCAAUGACGUCAGCCAAACGGAAACAACAAAUUCAGAUGAAAGUCAACUUGAUAUCAACCAUCAACCACCAACCACCAACCAUCAACCACCAACCAUCAACCAGACAACCAAAGCAGUAACAAGGAGCGCGUAUACAUUCAUCUUCCCAUAGCAUUUCACGAUAUUUGAACCUCUCGUCGUACUUUACCACCGAGAUUUCGGAAUAAUCGGAAAAGUUUCUUCCACGAUGACAUGUUCUCUGAUUGGUGCGGAUAAACAUGGAUAAAGUCAUCGCGGGGUUGCUGGCAGAGUGGGGUGAUGAACGAAGCACAGCUCGACAA